GUGAUUUAAUAGAACAAAUAAACGCCGCAAAGCAACAAAAGAAGACAGAUAUUUUAGUGGGAAUUGAGCUUCUUGCCAUAUCCUGCAAAAUGGCUUCUUAUUCUAUCAUAACUCCUACAUUCAGUUGCUUGAAGAAGAGCUCAGUUUCUAGUUUAUUUGAUUGGAAAUUUGGCAAAAAACCAGCUGAUCCAAAGCCGUCCCCCAUUUACCAUGACGUUGAUCUUCCUUUCUCACCCUCUCUGCUUGACAAAACCUUCUUAAGAGGCAGGGAACUAAAAUGCUGCUAUAAGGCAAGCAUAGAUGGAUUUAGCGCCACGAGAUUCCACGAAUGCUGUGAUUUCAAGGGGCCAUGUGUGAUAAUUGGAUACACAAACCAAUCAUUCAAGUUUGGUGGAUUUAACCCAGAAGGAUAUAGAAGUACAGAUGAUUACUACGACACCUUUGAUGCCUUUCUGUUUUACUGGACAGCAACAAGAUCAGAAGAAGAAACCGAACCAAUUUUGCUUCCUAAAGUAGGAGGAAGUGGUGCAGCCCUCUUUGAUUACGCUCGAGGAGGGCCACAGUUUGGGGCAGAUGGGUUGCUCAUUGGACCGCCAUUAUCACCUGUCAUGGGAGGUUUUGCGGGGCCUGAUACUAAUUCAGGCGUUGGUGAUUUGAGGCAAGCCAAGUCAAGGUUAGGUUUGUCAUAUGCCAAGAGACCAGAUGGGAGAGUUUCCAUUUUCGGAGAUGAGUCCAGAGCUACUCUCCAACAAAUUUUAGUCUUCUGCAGUUCUCAAAUUGCAGCUCUAUACUAAUCAUAUUCUUUCUAUAUAUGUAUAUAUAUAGGAAUUCUAAUUGUAUAAGUUCAUGGGAAUGGAGCCUAUAAGCUAAAAAAGCAAUCUUUUCUUACGCCAAAUAAAAAUAGUAAAAAAUAUUGUAGGCAUCAGCCGAAAGGC
This is a messenger RNA of Carica papaya (papaya), 935 nucleotides long. Its product is annotated as TLDc domain protein. The record is from RefSeq and is a predicted model, not a curated record. NCBI's taxonomy places the organism in Eukaryota, Viridiplantae, Streptophyta, Magnoliopsida, Brassicales, Caricaceae.